UUUCAACUAUCCAAAUGUUUGCUGUGACCUACAUAUAUCGUCUUUCCUAUUAAUUUUCUGUUUCAAGAUGUCAUCCCCUCCCCACUCAGAAUACCUUCAUUAUCAGGAAAUCUUCACUGAGCAUCUCCAAUGUGACUCUGCUUCUAGUCUGUCAUGUUAGAUCAAGUCUCAUUUAUCUUUGAGUGGUUGUUUUCCACUAGAUUGUGAGUUCCACCACGACUGGAGCCACUGUCCCCAGGGCUCCACAGGGAUCUCAUUGCCAAGCAGACAGUAUUUGCUGAAUGAACAAAAUCAGUGAAUGAAGGACAGAUGAGUUUAAAAUGACUGAAACAACCCUCUUCAUCCUGUUUCACUGUCACCUGAGUGAAAGAAGGUGGCCACACCCACAGGUCUGUGCCCCUGAGAGUCUGCGCACAGCUGCCUGAGGGCUGGGAACAGGGUGGAGGGAGCUGAUGGGGUCCCCCCUCCCAGGCCUCCUCUCCAUGGCCAACUCUGGCCUGAACACCAACGGCUCCCAGUUCUUCCUGACCUGUGACAAGACAGAGUGGCUGGAUGGCAAGCACGUGGUGUUUGGGGAGGUCACCGAAGGCCUGGAUGUCCUGUGGCAGAUCGAGGCCCAGGGCAGCAAGGACGGGAAGCCAAAGCAGAAGGUGAUCAUCUCCGACUGUGGGGAGUACAUGUGAGGCGCCACCCCGCUCCCUCUCUGCUCCUGCCUGUGUGUCUGGGCUGGCACGGAGGGUGUCCUGUGUGAAGCAGACGGCACAGGGUCUCAGUUCCUCCUUGGGGCCAGCUCGGAGCAGCUCCUCCGCAGCGCGGCCUGGACUUGCUCUGGGUUCCUACAGGUGCGCUGUGGGCCUGGGAGCCAGCGCAGGUGCCGCCCUCCCCACCGUGGACAGCUGAUUGUCCCCUGGCUUUCCCAGCGUGCGGUGCCAGGACCUGCCCUGGCCCAUCUGAGGAUCCUGGACACUUUCUCUGCUAAAAUAAAUCCUGAUUCUUAUA
Heterocephalus glaber (naked mole-rat) is the source of this 999-nucleotide messenger RNA. NCBI's taxonomy places the organism in Eukaryota, Metazoa, Chordata, Mammalia, Rodentia, Bathyergidae. The record is from RefSeq and is a predicted model, not a curated record.